This is a messenger RNA of Phyllostomus discolor (pale spear-nosed bat), 7927 nucleotides long. It is a transcript of the gene FOXN3, whose product is annotated as forkhead box N3. Lineage: Eukaryota; Metazoa; Chordata; Mammalia; Chiroptera; Phyllostomidae. Bases 410 to 1876 code for a protein of 488 amino acids. Gene Ontology annotation, molecular function: DNA-binding transcription factor activity; cis-regulatory region sequence-specific DNA binding. Gene Ontology annotation, biological process: regulation of DNA-templated transcription. The transcript has 8 exons. The record is from RefSeq and is a predicted model, not a curated record. Gene Ontology annotation, cellular component: nucleus.
AGACUAUCUACAGUGACACAGUUGCAGAAAUAGUAGCUUGCAGGUUUCUGAUAUCGCAUCAGUGGACAGGCAGCACGCACUGUAUUAAGUAAGUGUAAAAGAACUUAAAAUAUAGCUCUGAUUCCGCUGAGCAAUGAAUUGGGGUGGGGGUUGGCAUUCCCCACCCCUCGCAACGACAGCAAAAUCUGGACAAAGUUGAAAGUUGCAAGAUUCCAGCCAAACAAUUGUCCUUGCUUGGGUAAAUAUCAUCCAAAGAGACAAAUGUGAGUGAGUUACAGAGCCACUAGAAGCAUCAUCUCCUGGAAGACCCGAGUUCUUGGGAUAAUGGAGGCUUCUCGGUCCUGUCCGUGACGGAGCAAUGCCGACCUCGGUUUCCUGGACCCGUUCUGACUCAGGAGCCUUCACGUAAAUGGGUCCAGUCAUGCCUCCCAGUAAGAAGCCAGAAAGCUCAGGAAUUAGUGUGUCCAGCGGGCUGAGUCAGUGUUACCGGGGCAGCGGUUUCUCCAAGGCCCUCCAGGAAGACGAUGACCUCGACUUUUCUCUGCCCGACAUCCGACUAGAAGAAGGGGCCAUGGAGGACGAGGAGCUGACCAACCUGAACUGGCUGCACGAGAGCAAGAACUUGCUGAAGAGCUUCGGGGAGCCGGUCCUCCGGAGCGUCAGCCCCGUCCAGGACCUGGAUGACGACACGCCCCCGUCCCCCGCCCAUGCUGACAUGCCCUACGAUGCCAGGCAGAACCCCAACUGCAAACCCCCCUACUCCUUCAGCUGCCUCAUAUUUAUGGCCAUCGAGGACUCCCCGACCAAGCGCCUGCCGGUCAAGGAAAUCUACAACUGGAUCUUGGAACAUUUCCCGUAUUUUGCAAACGCACCUACUGGGUGGAAAAACUCAGUGAGACACAAUUUGUCGUUGAAUAAGUGUUUUAAGAAAGUGGACAAAGAGAGGAGUCAGAGCAUCGGGAAAGGGUCGCUGUGGUGCAUAGACCCCGAGUACAGACAGAAUCUAAUCCAGGCUUUGAAAAAGACACCUUACCACCCACACCCACAUGUGUUCAAUACACCUCCCGCCUCUCCUCAGGCAUAUCAAAGCACAUCGGGCCCACCCCUCUGGCCGGGCAGCACCUUCUUCAAGAGAAAUGGAGCCCUUCUCCAAGGUCCUGACAUUGAUGCUGCCAGUGCCAUGAUGCUUUUGAAUUCUCCCCCUGAGAUACAAGCAGGUUUUCCCCCAGGAGUGAUACAGAACGGAGCGCGGGCUCUGAGCCGAGGGCUGUUCCCCGGAGUCCGGCCACUGCCAAUCACUCCCAUCGGGAUGGCGGCCGCCGUGAGGAACAGCCUCGCCGGCUGCAGGACGCGGACGGAGAGCGAGCCGUCGUGCGGCUCGCCGGUGGUCAGCGGGGACCCCAAGGAGGACCACAACUACAGCAGCGCCAAGUCUGCCAACGCCCGGAGCACGUCGCCCGCCAGCGACUCGGUCUCCUCCUCCUCGGCCGACGACCACUACGAGUUCGCCACCAAGGGGAGCCAGGAGGGCAGCGAGGGCAGCGAGGGGGGCUUCCAGAGCCACGAGAGCCCCAGCGACACAGAGGAGGACGACAGGAAACGCAGCCCGAAGGAGGCCAAGGAGGCCCUGGGGGACAGCGGCUACGCGUCCCAGCACAAGAAGCGCCAGCACUUCGCCAAGGCCAGGAGGGUCCCCAGCGACUCGCUGCCCCUCAAAAAGAGACGCACGGAGAAGCCCCCCGAGAGCGACGACGAGGAGAUGAAGGAGGCGGCGGGGUCGCUGCUGCACUUGGCGGGGAUCCGGUCCUGUUUGAACAACAUCACCAAUCGGACAGCAAAGGGGCAGAAGGAGCAAAAGGAAACCACGAAAAAUUAAAAACAAGUCAUUGAUUUGUUUUGAACUUAAGGCCAUUUGGUUUCAGCAUGUCAGGAGAUUUCUAAUGAUUUGUGGCAAUAUCAGCAAUUUCUUUUUUUUUUUUCCUUUUUUUGGGGUUUGUUUUUCUUUCUUUUCUUUCCUUUUUUUUUUUUAAAUUCGCCCCCCUCCUUUGUUUUGUACCCUUGAGAAUUUUAUUUUUAAAGGAGAUUGAAGCCAUAGAACUCAUAUUGACAUUCAGCUGUUUUACAAAAAGCUUUUCGUUAUCUGAAGACAAAACCGAAAAAGCCAAAAUGACCAUUGCUUCCUCCAGCGUGUGAGAAACACGUGGCUGAAUUGCAGGGAUGUCAGGAAAAUGCCGCAGAAUGCCCACAUUUGGCGCCUAGGAGGCCCGUGUGCAAAGUCUUCAUGGCUCGGGCCCGGCCGCUAGGUUUCAAUGGUCAGGAUGCCCGCCCCAUGGGGUUCACUGAGUGCACGUGCAGGAGGCGACUGGGGAGAAGGCAGGCCCCGCCCACCCUGGAGCAGACCCCAGCCGGUGGUGCCACGCGGCAUGUUGUGUCCAGAAAGACCUUGGCAUUGCCGCUCAGCUUGAGGGGGCGGGGGGGCACCUGUCCCCCGCACUUCUUAAUCGUCACGCCUCCUAACAUCUUACGAGGUGGACACUGGACCAUCCCUGUCCACUGGGUGUCAGUGACUAAGGAGAAGAAAGGGGGUCAAUUUGUAGCGCUAUUCCUAAUCACCGAAUUCUGGUCUAUGUUAAAGUAGGAGACUGUUCCACAAGCCAUAAGCCUGUAGGUGGCCCUGCACACACGCACGCACGCGUGAGCGAGAAAGAAAACGUGCAGCCAACAGGCUGUGUUUUCUUAACUGCCCAAGUGAAAAUCAAGUCCAAGAAAUUACAAUAGCUGUUAAGCAAGGAAAUAAUGGUACAUAAUCUUUUUCUGUCUGUCAAAACUGUUUGAUCUAAGUGAAAGCAAACAAGCAAAGAGCUACGGAACCUGCCAUUAGUAUUGUGGUAUAUUUUUAAAAGAUGAAAGGCACAUUGAUGGACAAAAAAAAAUUUUUUAAAGGAAAACAUGGCAAAAAAAAAAAAACAAACCAAACUCCUAUACUGCCCUCAAAAUGGAGUUUGCAAAUAAUGUCAGUCAGGAUUCAUUUUUGCAAAAAUCGGUGAUUUCCACAUUCAGCCAGUGUAGCCAGCAGAAAUUUCUGAUCCACAAUGCAUGGAUUCCUUCUAAAAGAAAAAAGAAAAAAAAUCACAAAAACACAAACUUUUUUUAUUCAAAAAUAAAGUUCUUGUAAGGUAAAUAAUGUAUUUAGCAUGAAGCAUGAAUUAUUUUCAUAUAAAUAUAGAAAAUAGAGAAAAGGCUAUGCCUCUAAUUUUUAAGCCCUUAGGCUUAGAGGUUCUUUGGGUUUUCUUCUUUUUCGUUUUCUUUAGUUUUGUUUUGUUUUUGUUUUUUUUUUUCUUCCCAAUCGUUUUGUUUUGGUUUUUUGAAGCAGGUGUUUAAGGUUUAACCUUCUUCAGGGACAAAUUCUGACUGUUGGGGAACUCACUCUGCAAUAUAAAAAUGUCUUCGUGUUCCGGGAGGGCCUGCCUUGUCUGCGCUUCAGCCCCGACCCCUCUGGUUCUGUGUGGAGAAGUGUGUCCUUUCUCUCUGUCUGGACAUGUUUUAUCACGACGCAAUAAUUCGAGGGCAAACUUGGUAGUACGUGUGUAUGAUAGAAUCAAGAGAACUGGGGGACGCUGACUCGAGAAAACCGUCACCACCAUUUGGUCCUAGGAGAAAGGCAGUGAACGAUUAUGCAAAUUCGCCAGGAGAAGGGAAACACGCUAAUGGGCCUUACUGGAUGAGGGUGUGAGGUAGGGGGCACGCGAAGGCGGUGGCGGCGGCGCGGGCGUGGGAAGGACCGGCCCCCCGCAGCCUUCUGCCACACCAGCUCGGUGGGAAGGAGGGGCCGGCCGUCUCCACCACCCCCGCGCACGAGCCCACCUGCAGCUGAGCCCGCCUAGAGUGUGAGAGCUGAAUUUAGACAACAGGACAGUGUCACGCAGCCCAGAAACCCCUGUGAUCUUUGCCUGACAGAAAUUAUUGGGGAGACCCAAAGAGAAAUCUCUAGAAGAAUGUGGUUUUCCACCCAAACGGAGGGGAAUUGUGUGGUUUAAAUGCAAACGAAAACACCCACUACCGUGGGGCUCAGGAUACGAUGGUGGUGAGGGAGAGGGACAGAAGUGGGGGGAUGAUAUUUUUAGAAACGGGACGUGUGGGCCCACGAGCCGGCACCAGGCGUGGUCGGCACCUCCGCCGUCGGCACAAUGUGGUCAUGCACUGGUGCCCGCCCCGUGCUCAUCUCCCCCUGGGCUGUGGAUGGGAGACCCUGGCCGAAAUCGACACCUGUGCACUGGUCAAACUGGUUACCUGAACCCUUCCAGCCUGUUCGUUCAGGGGGUGGAUGGGAAUCUCACCAGAUGUGUGCCGCCCCAAAAGCCAUCCACAGCUCUGGAACCUGAGGGACACUGCUUGGUGUCGUCCCCUGACCGAGCCCAGGAGACCCCACCCCCUCCCCUGAGAGACAGUUUGGACUUCCCUCUGAAAGGCAGAGUGCACAUCGGGGCCUGUCUCUGGCAGGGGGCUUCUUCCAUUAAAACCCCCGCAGUGGGCUGUCUCCCCUCAUUUCGUUUUUCUAAAGGAGCAAAGGCCUCUUUUAGAAAAGAAUAAAAUGCAAUGUGUGUGAUUUACUUUUCUGAUCUCUUUGAGAAAUAGAUAAAUAUCUUAUAAAGUGUGUUCUUAACUCCAGAACCACUCUUUUUGCAUAAAUACCUCAUUGGGCAGCUUUCUAAGUGUUAUUUUCCCGGAGCCUCCCUCGGCCCCCCGUGUAGGGACCCCGGGGAGACUUACAGGGGAAACUUUAGUGAGGGUACUUUUUUCUAUUUUUCUUCUGUUUUUGGAGGCAUACACAUUAUGCAUAACCAAAACAAUGGCUCAAUUGUGUUUAACUUUGUAUUUUGAUUGUUGAGAAAAAAAAAUAUCCAUGUGUAUGUGGCCGUUUGUAGUGAACUCAUUGCAGAACGAGGUUGUCCGUGUCCUCACCAAGCCAAGGGGCAGGCGGCACCCUCUCCUACCCCCUCCUCCAAGAGCAGUAGAGAACUUAAGCACAAGCCUAUUCGUGAAAAGACUAUUUUGUUCAAGUGUAACUCACUCUAGUCUUGGAAUUCCUUCCCAAGCGUCAGGUGUUCUUUUAGCUUCCGAACUAGCCUAUGUAUCCAUUAGUCCGACAGGUCGCCUGAGCACACCGUUCAGGGGGCGUGGUGGUUCUGCUUUCGCUUCUCCUGCGGGAGAGGCGGCGUUUCGUGUGUCAUUCCAGUAUCUCACAUACUCACGUGGGGCGGGGGGCGGGGGAACCGGGGAACUAUAGCAAUAUUUCAAGAUGCUUUGGAAAACAGCCGUGAACACAUCAGCACCGUGGCAUCUACCAUUACUCGCUGUCGGCCCUUGGACACAUUUAAGAGAAAGAGACUGCAGCUCUUUUUCCUUAAAUGACAUACACGUAGACAGUUACUUUUAUGCUACUACAGUUGUCUUGAAUCUCUAUGUAGUGCUAUGUGGAAAGGAUUUGUUUGCAUCGUAGAUUUUUCUUCCCAGCCUUAUAAUGUACCCUAAGCUCCUACUUUUCCUCCCCCUCUCCGAUCAGUCAGUAUCCUUCCAAGAGCUCUCCGGUGAAGCUGUCUGUCUGGACCGGAAGCCAGCCACACCCACGUGCGGAGGGCGGUCGCAGACAGCUGUGGCGGGUUUCGGCCUUGCGCGGGGCUGAGUUCUGAAGAAGGCGCAUGUCCAAGGCCUUUCCCAAGAACUGACCGCCCGUAGGCGCACUCAGCGUGGGCACAGCAGUGACCACCACGGGACGUUCUAGAAGAGGCCACUCCCCUGCAUGGUGUUCCUGCCUGAGGGACAACGUCCGGGCUGGGGGCUCUGUAGCGUGAACACCCCCCGGGUGGCUUUUGUGCCCAGCUCCGCCCUGGGACACACCAGGGCUGCUCGGCGCCAAGCUCUGCACCCCACACCGCGAGCACGGGCACCCAGCUUCUCAAGGAAGGGCCCUUGGAGAAGGAAUCAGAGCUGCAUACGUACACGGGAGGGUUUUCCACAGGGGACUGGUUUCGAUUCGAUGUGACUUGCCUUUCCCUUGAAACUCGAUGCAGGUUGGGAGUCCUUUCUGUCUGGUGGAUCACAGCUGCCCAGAUGUUGCGGUUUAUUUUUACGUUUCCAUAGAGAAAUACUUUUUUCCUUUCAUCUUCAGGAUUUUUUGCCACCAAAAGAACACAUUUUGAACUCUGUGUCCCCUCUUGAUUGUGACUUACCAGUGUGGACAGUUAAAUCCUUAGUGUCCUAGGUCCCGGCCCUCCAGUACUAUAUCAAACACUGUUAUGCACAUAAUGCAGCACUGUGAUCUAAUUUAAAUAAUACUUUUUUAUUAUUUAUACUACUAUAUAUAAUAUACAUCAACACUUUUGCUAUAUAACCUAAGUGGAUAACCCUCUCGUAGUUACCUGCCAAACGUGGGGCUUCGGUUCAUACUGCAGUUAACACAGUUACCGAGUUGUAAUGGUGUCUUUUUUUUUUUUUCCUUUGUAACGGAAUGUGUAAAUCAAAGUAUAUACAUUGUGUGGUGUUCCUGUUUCUGGAGUUUCACGAGGAUUUACACAUGGCCUUCAGUGUUGUGUAUAGACCCCCCCCCUGCCUUUGGGACUCCAUCUGUUACCCCCUCUCCCUCGAAGAGAGCGCCCGCGCUGGUGGGGACCCCCGAGUUCUCUCCCCCCCACUGGCCGUUCUCGACCCAAGCACAGACUCAGCUCUGUCGCUUCAUCGUGGAAAACGCGUGUGACCUUGCCAUUCUUCCACUGUUCCGCAAACAAGUGCUAGCUUCACUGACCAAAAACGAAGGAAGGAAAAUGCGGUUUUUAAAACAAUCCAUCUUCUCGCAGCCGAAACCGACGUGUCUAUGGUGCUGUAUCCCGCUGUCUGUCGUACUUCUGACAUCAGACCUAGGUGAAAAGAUCACUUCUGACGUAACUGUGAUGUGCUCACAAGUCCCCUUCCCGUUCGUUCUUGUCGGCGUCGAGAUCAAGACUAUUUAUUUGGGAUAUAUAUACCACAGUGUUUUCCACUGUGUCUCAUUUGCAAAAGUGGAGGACGGCCUUCCCUGCCUUUGCAAAUAAUUAAUAUUCCAUAUUGGAUUCUCAAAGACUUCGAUAUGGUGAACCUAUCAAACCUAGAAAUUGUAUUUCAUCCUUUUCAUUACUGUGGCCUGAGUUCCCCAAACCCUCCCUGCCCGCCCCCCACCCGCCGUUUCCAGAUGGAACUUAGCACCAUUUCGGUCCCGCGCACAUCCAGCCUACCCUGAGCGUGCACACUGAGGCCCUCAAAGCUCAUUGCUGAUUCAGUGCCCAGUUCCCCGUCCUGUCAUUCACACUCACGAUUUACACUGCCGCGGUGAAAUGGGGAGACUAAAGUAGCCGUGUGUGUGUCUGGGGAGCAUUCUACACUUGUCCAUUUUUUAAUCCUCUGAUUCUGUAACACUUCGAGAGUUGGUUUUGUUGGACGGGACAGUAACAGUGAUAAAGCAAUCAGAAGACCAAGACGUUUACUGUCGAUGCUUAGGGUCGCCUGGCCUUCGCUUGGCCACUAGACCUACAUGGCCAAAUUAAUUUACUAGAGUAAUAAUUUCUUCAAAAGCCAAUUUUCUUUUCUGUACUUGCUAUAUGAAACUGCCAAUAUCACGACUGGAAAGGGAGAGAGCCAGAGAGGAGAAGGAAAGUGGUGUUCGGUGGCGUUCACGGCGUGGAGCGGUGUGAAGGCAGGCGCGGCCGGCCGAACGUAGGGACCUGACGGUGUUGCUUUGGAGGUAUCCGUACUUGCAUUUUGCAUUCUUCACAUGUAAUCAUAUUGCCAAAGACAAACUUUCAUCAUUUAUUGUAAAUAACACUUCCCCCCAAACCUACCAUAAAGUUUCUGUGAUGUAUUGUCUUCCAGUUGCAAUAAAAAUUACUGAGUUGCA